AUGGAAUUCUUGUUAUUGAUACGGGAGGAAAUAUACCAGGAAAAACAAGCGCGGGUACGAAGUGGUCCUGACUACUCCACAAGACCGUCGUUCAAAGCUGCCCGCGAUGUCCUAGAAAGUAGUUAUAUCCUUCUGCAAGACUCGGGGCCCUUCCGCCAAUAUACGUGGCUAUUUAAAACUUAUACCCAAUGGUAUGCUCUGGCCUACGUUCUCCGCUGUCUCUGUACGAGUCGCCGCACUCUAGAAAACGACCGUGUCUGGGACCUAGUUAACGAUAUCCUGCAACGCGCUACUAACUUUGACCCGUCUUCGAAUUCUUGCGCCACAAUCGGCAAUAGUAGCAUCUGGAGAUGUCUCUGCUCACUCCGAGCCCAGGCUUUGUCUGCCCGACUAGCUCAGCACUCACCUACGGGCUCUGACCCUUUGCCUCCUCAUCUUGGCUCAAACGAGGUCAACACAUCGAAUGACAAUUUUCAAAGCCAGGAUCGCAAUAUCACACAGCACGGUCAAAAUCCUUCAGCUACAGACAAGAACUUGCCCAUCAAUAACCCAGUUUACUUCGACGACCCAAUUGAACAGUCCUUUGAGUGUUUUGCUGAUACUCAGCACGGUCUCUUCCCAACCUCAUCUCUAUUUGAUGUCCCUUGCGUUCCUGGAUGGAAUGCCGUCAUCAAUGGUAUUCUGGACGACGACUACUUCUAG
Molecule: messenger RNA, 702 nt
Organism: Aspergillus oryzae RIB40
Lineage: Eukaryota; Fungi; Ascomycota; Eurotiomycetes; Eurotiales; Aspergillaceae
Exons: 1
Coding region: 1-702 (233 amino acids)
Source: RefSeq, a predicted model, not a curated record